AUGCCAAACACAGAGCAAGAAACUGCAGAUGAUGCUAUGGAUGAGGAAGCUGCCCUCCUGCGACAAAUUGAGGUGAUCGACGCGCACGUUGACGGGAAUGGAGGAUCUUCGCAUCGCGAGGCUGAAGCCGAAGCCGAAGCCGAAACCCACCAUGACGCGCAACCAGGCGAUUCCCACGGGGGCAGAGACUCGACAAGGUUGGCAGAGCCAGAGCCAGGUCCGGAUCCCGAGCUGGAAACUGCGAUUCUCGACGCCGCCAAAACGAAUCCCGCCAGACUCCUUGAACUUGAUCUAACUGGCGCGGCCACGCAUAUUUUUCUGCGGAAACAGAAACGGACGCUCCUGCAAUCACUAGUCACGAACUUCGAUACCACCUCGGAAAUUUUGGUCAAGGUCUUUGCGCAUAUGAAGCGCGGCCGCGACGAACGAGGUGACAAGGCGGAGCACGAUGUGCUGUCUCUGGCCCUAACCCAGGGGAAGGCUCAUCUCGCAAGGACAUUGCUCGAAAAUGGGGUCAGUCUCGUCCAAACACAUGACAGUGGACACAGUGCGCUGUGCCAUGCGUGCGAGCACGGACUCGAGGGGACCGUAUCAUUGCUUUUGGAAAGUGGCGCCGACCCGAACAGGAAGUGCGGCCAAGAGGGUGAUACCCCACUGGGUGUGGCAUGUAAUUCUGGUCAGGUCAAGGUAGUAUCACUCUUGCUGGGGGACCCCAGGAUAGACUUUGACAAGAGGGAUGACACGGGCUGGACACCAUUGAAUACCGCUGCCAUGCACGGGUAUACCAAUAUCGUAGAGAUGUUGCUAGCAAAGGGCGCGGAUAUCAACCUCGUCAAUGGCUUUGGUUGGAGUCCUCUAGCCACUGCCUGUAACUACGGCUAUGAAGAGACGGUGUCGCUUCUCCUGAGCAGGGAGGAUAUCGAGAUCGAUGCAAAAGAUGAGGAGGGCUGGACACCCUUGAACACGGCCGCUGAAACGGGCCAAGCCAGCAUAAUAUCAAAGCUCCUAGCCAAAGGUGCAGCAAUCGACAUCUCCAGCGAUUCUGGAUGGAUGCCCCUGACCGUGGCAUGCCAGAAGGGCCACAUGGAGGCAAUCAAAGUCCUAGCAGCCGACAAGAGAUCAGAUAUCAAUGGGCGGGAUGGCACAGGUUGGACGGCUCUGUUUGCGGCGUCUCGACACGGCCAAGAAGAGGCCGUCAAAUUUCUACUAACGGACCAGAUAAUAGACAUCAACAGGGCGGAUAACGAGAAUUGGACGCCACUGAGAGCUGCGAGUCGUUAUGGCCACGCGGCAGUGGUGGACCUAUUACUCGCCAAAGGGGCACAGGUCAACCUGAAAGAUGAUAAUGGCUGGACACCCUUGAUGGGGGCCUGCAAGUGGGGUCAUUACGGGAUCAGUAAGGAACUCCUCGUUAACCACCAGGCCGAUGUCAACGUCGCCAAUAACGAGCAGUGGACCGCACUACACUGGGCCAGCCACGGUGGCCAUGCCAACCUGGUGACGCUUCUUCUGAGCCACAAUGCUGACAGGAGUGUAAGAAACCGGGACGGGUGCACUCCAUUGCACCUUGCCAGUCAACAGGGGUAUGAAGAUGCAGUGAGGGCAUUGUUGGACCAGCAUAGCGGCAGACUGGACGUUGGUGACAACGAGGGCUGGACCGCCCUGCACAAGGCCAGUUUCCACAAAGACGUAGAUGCGAAGCGACUUGACUUUGAAGACGACGAUGUAAAGCCAGACUCCUAUCACGAACCUGUCUCGCAGCAUCAUCGAGUUGUGGAACUUCUAUUGCAGCACACCACAGACAUCGCCAGUACCACAUCGACCGGAGACACACCACUACUACUGGCAGCAAAGCAGGCCAAUACCAAGUGUCUCCAGCAGCUUGUGGCGCGUAUGGGCCAACCUGACAUAAAUAGGCGAGACGCUGCCAGCCACACCGCACUUUAUUACGCCGCGAACUCGAGAGAUGGCAAUAUGCUGCGCGCCGUGCUUGAAAAGGUCACAGCGGCGGACUUUGGCCUCGAUGGGCCAGACACGGAGCGGGACACCCUCGCGUGGGCGGCCGACGACGGUGAAAGACACGAGUUGUUUGUGAUGCUGGCUCAAAAGGGCCACUUGAUGACGAAGAAGAAUGUUCCUGAUACACACAGGAAAAGCGCGCUGUGCUGGGCUGCCUGGAACGCAGAUCUGGAGCUUGUCUGCAAAAUCAUGCACAGCAGUGCUUCGGACACAAACGCCGACAAAGAGAGAAAGUCCGUCGAGGCGGCAGCAUCUCGGAUACUGUCAAGCAUGAAAAGCGCAGACGUGCAACGCAGCAAGAAUCCGCAGAUCAAGGCCAACGCCACCAAGCAUCUCGAUCGGAAGGUGCUCAAGGAUGUUGAUAAUCGGAGGAAGGAGCAACCAACCGGGUCUGCCGCCGAGCGUGACAAGUACGAGACGAUCCUCGAUCUCCUUCGCAACCCGCCGAUUGUCCCAACCACUGUAUCUAUCCAGCCGUGUGAGAUGCCGGUGCUCGGUGCAGAUAUUGAUAUCAGCGCGUUUGAGGCCGCGGUGGUUGACUUUUACGCAAAGGAAACGUCGUCCGGCUUCUUGAGACGAGAGCGGGGGGUAAAGGAGGUUAUCUACGACCCAGAUAAGGGCCCGACAAAGCUGAUGGCUGCUGCGCAAGAGACAAUGAAGGCGCAAAGUCACCACUUGGGGAGCGGGGACGUCUUUUCACCCGCCGAUUUCAAAGUCAGGUGGAUUCACCUGCCGGCGAACAAUAUGCAAUGGAUGAACGACUUGAUGUCCCGAAUCUACUUUGAAAAGAAGACCGACAACACUGACCGAAUUUAUGGCGACUUGAACAAGUUCUUCCGAAGGAGCUGGCAUCAAGUCCCUGAUACGUCCUCUCGGUUCCGGUUCAUGAAGCCUGAAUGCGUGACCCAGAACGCGGAGGGAGACGGCAGUGUUCCUCGCAUAGCCCUAUACAUGCCAUAUCUCACUUUCGCCACAUACCCAUCGCAGCAGACGAGCAACUAUGACGCUUUGCUGAGCACCUACAGCAAGACCGCUAUACAUCGAUUUCGGACGUUGGACGAGUCAUACUACCAGUUCACUUCGGACGACGUGGACAAAGAGCGCGAACGUCGUAACAAAGAUCAAGUCGUGACGAGACGGCUCUUCAAUGACGAUAUGGAGGAGGCCAUAUCGUGGGAUUUGAUUGGUGUUGAGCAGCUUUGGCUUUGGAUCGUUGACGACAAAACCGUCAUCACCUCAUCAACUCAUCGGGCAGACAACCGGUCGAAUGUCGUUCAUGGCAGUGUUUUGGAUCGCCUGACAGAACUCGGACACGGGGAGAACAGGCGCUCGCAGCCCAGUACGCCGCUCGAGCUCAGCAAAUUCAUCGUCGACACAUGCGUUCAGUUUUAUAGCCGGAGGAAGUACUCACCAGCCGAUGGAACACCAAUUCCCAAUCCCGUCCCCUGGUCCAUUCAGCAAUUCUUUUCAGAUUCUGUCAAUCGAGCGGCAGUAGAAGAAGCCGGGCUGUUCAAGAAAUUUAGCGACAAGGGCCUUACCAAAGCACAGGCUCGACUGGGCCACCAACACGAGGAAUCUAGCAGCGUCAAGGACAUCUAUGUACAGCAGACCGCUGGCCUGCUUGGCCAUGUAAAGGAUAUGCGUGAUGAGCUCAACAUGAUCAAGGCCAUUGUCAGUGACCAAGUGGUUGUUCAGCGUGGGCUUGAGGAGAAGGAAUGCUCUGCAGCUCGCAUCAUCAGUGACCUAGAGGAGAUGGACCAGGCUACGCAGCGAGUGUACAAGGCAGUUGAAGCAACCUUGACGCUGGAGCAAAACGUCAUCGCUCUCACCCAGUCCGAGGAGACAAUUCAGCAAGGAAGGAUCCUCAUGGCGUUCACCGUCGCGACUAUUAUCUUUUUACCAAUGUCCUUCCUCGUCUCUCUGUUUGCAGUCGACAUCACAGCCUUCCCGCACAAUCGCUCGGGUGAUCUGCAGUAUACACCAGGUUGGGUCUUUCCGAUAAUCUUCGGAGUGUCGGCCGUGAUUUGGAUACCGCUUAUCCUCUACGCAUUCCGCUCACAGGUCCUUGGGUCCAUGAAUACUCUCACACUGCGCUUUCAUGCCCUGCACAUGCCCCGCUCGCAGGCUACCAACAAUCCCGGAAGCACCUCAGUCGCAGAUCUAAGGACGAGGCUCGAGGCUGUAUACCAAUCAAAGAAGGAUAAGCUCCGGCAGAGAUUAGGAAAGAGAAAGAGCAAUUCCGCAGAUGAGGAGGCGCAAAAGGUCGAGCCUGUCAUAAAUGGACAUGAAACUGUUACUCCGCCUAAAUGA
Molecule: messenger RNA, 4329 nt
Organism: Aspergillus calidoustus
Lineage: Eukaryota; Fungi; Ascomycota; Eurotiomycetes; Eurotiales; Aspergillaceae
Source: the annotation of a GenBank genome assembly